AUGGAUGAAGGAGCUAUGUUCCAAGACAUAGAGGUACUACACUGGAAUAAGGAGUUCAAGUACACCCAGGUUGUCGAACGCCAGAAGGUCGUCUGGAGUGUAAACGUGGGUCCUCAAUUCGGACAGUACCGUCAGCCAGUUUGUGAUGUCAUCGCUCUUGCUGAAGGUCCUACCUCAACCAGAGGGAAGGUGAACGUUCUCACGGUCGUUGUUAGGGAAUAUUUUUGUGUGCGUUCACCAGAGGUCCUUGACUGCCAGCUGGGACUAGGCUACAACAGCGUAGCGCCACCAGAAGGUAAACGACCUAGGCAUAUCAGUAAAUUCGCUUUCGUACUGAAGAGGUUCUGCCUACCUGUCAACGCGAAGGGGCAACGACCGACGUUGCGUAACCCAAUAGUACACGAGAGCAGGCCUAUCUCAAGUGGGGAUCCAUUGCCCGGCCCAAGCAAAUUGUCACGUGCUGAGGAAGAGGCUGUGCUGAGCGCAUUGCUGACACAGCGACCAACACUUCAGGUGGACAUGUUGUCAGCAUCUGCAGCAGUCAAAGAAGGGGAAAACUUCAUGAGUGUCGUUACGAAGAUAGACGUCACUGGCCACGAUCUUGCUAAUGGUGACAUUGUGAGUGAAACGUUGAUCAUGAAGAGUUUGCCUCAAUCUGCUGAACGCUGUGCGACUUUCCAUUGUGAUGCUGCCUCAAUAAACGAAGCUAAUUUCUAUAGCAAGGUGUUGACUCCCCUCACCGCUCUCACCAAACUGCCCUUCCCCGGAUGUCUGCUAGCCACAGAAGACCUCCUUCUGCUACGUCAUCUUGGCAAGGAUGGAUUCAUAAUGGCAGACCGCAGGAAGGGAUUGGAUCUAUCUCAUUGUCAACUCGUUCUACAGGAAUUGGGAAGAUUUCAUGCAGCCUCCCUCGCCCUAAAACACCAAAAACCAGAUGAGAUCGUUAAGAUAUCUGCUCUAGUCAAUGAGAUAUUCAUCAACAAAGAUAAUGUGAUAUUCAACCCCUGUGUGGACAGCUGUAUCGACAUGGCAUUGAAAGCCGCUGCUGAUUUGAACUCUCCUGUAGUACACCUUCUCAGAACAUUCUACGGUCGAGGCUUCCAUGUGAUCUCCCCUCACAUCGCUCCCUCAGAACCUCUGGCUGUCGUCUGCCACGGUGACCUCUGGAGUAACAACAUGCUCUUCCAUUACUCAAAGGAGAAUCCGGAAACUCCUGACAGAGUUUGCUUCCUGGACCAGCAAGGUUGGAGGUAUGCUUCUCCCUCUCUGGACAUCCUGUAUUUCCUAUUCACCAGCGGUCGCGUUGGGAUGGUCAGGCAACAUUUCGAUGAUCUCAUAUCCACCUACCACCAAUCCUUGAUGAAUGAGCUGGAAAAACUCGCCCCAUCGGCUCCGGAAGUGAGUCUGAAUGACAUCAAGGAAGAAAUCAGACGUCACGCUGUAUAUGGUCUGAUCAUGUCACUCAUGUCACUGCCAGUCGUCACCGCCGAGGACAUCGUCUUCAAACCAGAUGAAAUCACGGAAGAGGUGAUGCAAAGUCAAGAAUAUGCUGAUGAAAUCGCUCGAGGUUUUCUUAACCAGAGGUUCGUGAGAAAAGUUAAUGAAAUCUUUCAAAUAUUCUGCGAAGAAGGUUUUUUGUAA
This is a messenger RNA of Homalodisca vitripennis (glassy-winged sharpshooter), 1641 nucleotides long. RefSeq lists its product as uncharacterized. Lineage: Eukaryota; Metazoa; Arthropoda; Insecta; Hemiptera; Cicadellidae. The record is from RefSeq and is a predicted model, not a curated record. The coding region runs from base 1 to 1641 and encodes 546 amino acids. The transcript has 7 exons.